Chelmon rostratus (copperband butterflyfish) is the source of this 2682-nucleotide messenger RNA. RefSeq names its product vacuole membrane protein 1-like. The record is from RefSeq and is a predicted model, not a curated record. The transcript is spliced from 12 exons. Bases 233 to 1534 code for a protein of 433 amino acids. Lineage: Eukaryota; Metazoa; Chordata; Actinopteri; Chaetodontiformes; Chaetodontidae.
UCAACCACUGCUCAUAUCACUGUUCCUUCCACUGUGUGCACUUUCUGAACACCAGGCGAGGUGGACUUAUGAGUGUCCACACAGAACAAUUAACAAGACUUCCUCCCAGAGUUGACAUUCGUGCUGAUUAAAGCACUCGUCAGCUCAUGCAGAGACCUGAGUGGGUCACCAGUAAUCUGCAGGAUGCAGGAGGAAAACACAGACUGGUCAGCUGCACUUUCUGGUGAAUACGAUGGCAGAGCAUUCGGCUGAAAGUGAAAUACCUCAGCGGCGUCUUGGUGUCAAGGAACAGCAGAAUGGAGAGCUGGCAGACUCAGAGCUGUCUGUGGAUGAGAGAACACAGAGGGAGAGGGAGGAGCGUGAAACUCUGGUGCUAUGGAGGAAACCUCUGCUCACACUCCACUACUUCACCCUGGAACUGCUCAUCACCGUUAAGGAGUGGAUAUGGAGGCUCUGGCAGCAAAGACAGACUGUGUUUGGCCUGCUGAUCCUGCUUAUCCUCCUCUCCAUUGCCUACUGUAUUGAAGGAACACACCAGAAGUAUGUACGCUACAUGGAGAAGAAGACGCUGUGGUGCGCCUACUGGGUUGGCCUGGGCAUCCUGUCCUCGGUGGGUCUUGGCACCGGCCUGCACACUUUCCUCCUUUACCUGGGACCACACAUAGCAUCAGUGACCUUGGCGGCCUACGAAUGUGGCUCAGUGGAUUUCCCCGAGCCACCCUAUCCAGACCAAAUAGUCUGUCCCCAGCAGGAAGCACCAGCACCAGGCUCUGAUGCUGAGCAGGUGGGCGUGGAGGCUGCAGGAGCGGAUGGGGCGGUGGGAUCGGUAGCUAUCCAAGGAAGCAUCUCUCUCUGGACCAUCAUCUCCAAAGUCCGCCUAGAAGCUUGUAUGUGGGGUGCAGGCACAGCUAUAGGAGAGCUUCCUCCCUACUUCAUGGCCCGGGCGGCACGGCUGUCCGGCGCCGAUCCCGAUGACGAGGACUACCAGAGGUUUGAGGAAAUGCUGGACCAGACUGAGUCUGCUCAGGACUUUGCCACCCGAGCAAAAGUAGCAGUGCAGAAACUCAUCCAGAGGGUUGGAUUCUUUGGGAUUUUAGCCUGCGCUUCUAUUCCAAAUCCCUUGUUCGACCUGGCAGGAAUAACAUGUGGACAUUUUUUAGUCCCCUUCUGGACUUUUUUUGGUGCCACACUGAUUGGGAAAGCAGUCAUCAAAAUGCACAUUCAGAAACUGUUUGUGAUCGUCACCUUCAGCAGGCACAUUGUGGAGCAGAUGGUCUCCCUCAUCGGAGCUGUUCCACUGCUGGGUGCGGCACUGCAGAAGCCCUUCAGGGAGUACUUGGAGGCCCAGAAGGCCAAGCUGCACCAUCACGCUGGAGAGGGGAUCCCAACUGAGGAGAGCUGGCUGUCGUGGCUCUUUGAGAAGGUUGUGGUCAUCAUGGUAUGCUUCUUUGUCUGCUCCAUUGUCAACUCCAUGGCCCAGAGCUACGCCAAGCGCAAGCAGCAGGAGAAGCACUCGGAGGGCAAGACAGAGUGAAGGCCAGCUAGCACUCACAGCGAGCCAUCAGCUUCAGAGGGCUCCCACCACUCCUUUCCUUAUUUCUGCCCUCCCUCCUGGCUGAUGCCCCACCAUUAUCUGCAGCAAAGUAUCAGCCUCCAUCUGGUUUCUCUCUUGUUAUUGUAGCAACAUGUUUAUGUUGAACUUGGACUUCCAUUUCCUUGCUUUUGAAGGCUUUGCAUUUGGUAGUGAUUUCCACGGUUGUGCUCUAUAAGGUAGGUGCUCAUUGGGGUGCGUGCGAGUAAGCUGUUGCAUUGUUAAGUGUCCAUGUUGGUGCUUUUAGCAGCUCCUGAGCACGUGAGAAGAAGCUGCUGGCAAUAAUUCUCCUCAGUGAGGCCUUAAGCUGCACUGCUUGUUCCACUAGAAGAACCUUAAAGUCUUAUAUGUCCGUAGAGUCACCUGAGUUCACUUCAUUUGAAUAAACUCGGAUUAUUACUUUUGAUUAUGUGGUGCGCGUCCUGUAAAAGCAGCGUAAAGUAAUUUGUUCAGUAACCUAUUUAUGUACUAUCUAUAUUUGCUGGUUUAAUUAAUGAACACAGGACAUUGUGUAUUUAUUACUCUGCUGUAGAGUUGUUGUGCAGUGUUGACUGUGGUUGGAUAAAUAACUGUGUCCACUUCAGAGCCAUCUCAUUUCUACAUUUCGUAGGAGUCGGUCGUAGUAGAGAUGUUCAUGAAUGUCUCAUGCUGUUCGUGGUGCUGUAGAUGACCACUUCUUUUGUGCGUGCAGUCAAGCUCCUCUUGGUACUUUUGGAUGAGAAAUGAUAAAUUGGCCAUGAAUCACCCUGCUGGUCCCUUUGUCUGCCCUUAUUGUUCUGCUUCCAGGAAGAGAGCACAUGAGUCAGCCCGGGGCUACUUUACCAGAUGCAGCCAUAUAUUGAAUCAGAUCUACGACCGUGUGUGUGCGUGCCCGUGUGUGAGACGGAGAGCGACACGGAGAUAGUAGGUUGCGUUUGCGUGGCUGCCACAUUUGUUGCUCUCCCUUUUAUCUUUUAUGGAUUAAAGCGGAUUGUGCUCCACUAAUAGACGAAGAGUCUGCCUGGACGUCUUAGUAUAGCAGAUAGUAGCUGUUCCCUUUAACUUAGAGACUGUCUGUGUCAUGGUAAGUGUUUUUCUUUGUCUUCACUUGU